AGGCUGACCGAAUGUCCAUCGGCGCGCUCCCUGGCUUGACCUCCGACUCUCAGCAUGCCUCCCCCGCUCUCCUCAUCCACAACGCUCAAGCGUAUCCACCGCGAGAUUGCUGACCUCAAGAAGGAAGAUCUCGGCAGCAUCACGCUCGCUCCCUCAGACGACAAUCUCUUCAGCUGGACAGCGACGAUCCCUGGCCCUGAAGGCAGCGUGUAUGAAGGUGGUCUCUUCCACGUUGAGAUCAGCCUCGCCCACGACUAUCCGUUCAGCGCGCCUAAGGUCACGUUCCGUACGCGGAUAUACCACAUGAACAUCAACGAGCGGGGCAACAUCUGCAUCGACAUCCUCAAGCACAACUGGUCUCCCGCCCUCUCCCUCUUCAAAGUCAUUCUCUCUCUCUCGUCCCUCCUCACCGACCCCAACCCCAAGGACCCGCUCGUACCGUCAAUAGCCACAGAGUACGUCCGCAACCGGACUAAACACAACCAGACCGCGCGCCAAUGGACCGAACUCUACGCCCGCCCGCCCACAUCCACAUCCGCCUCCGUGAAGGGCAAAGGUAAGGCGAAGGCUGUGGGUUCCCCCGCCCCUGCGCCCGCUACUACAUCGCGCGCGGGCUCGGUGAGCAGCACGGCAGGGUCCACACGGACGCAGGCGAUCACGAUAGACGACUCAGACGACGAGGGUACAGCGGUGCGGGGCCGGCCGGCGGGUACGAAGCGGAAACGAGAGCGAGCGCAGGAGGACGGCGGGGGUGCAGAGGUGGCAGAACCACCGGCGAGGAGGCGGUGGGCGGUGCGGCCUGCUGCAGAUGACGUGAUCGUCAUAGAGGACUAGUGGGUAUGCGAGUGGGUAUGUGCGGUGCGUAUGACUGCAGCGGAUGUAUGCAUGACUAUAGUUGGACUCUCGAUCGACCGGUCGCCACCAUCGGUGUCACAGAGGGCCGAGGAACAGCCUAUCUCAAGCGAAGACGUGCAGUUGCGCGCAUCGUCAAUCAUGUCGGACGACUCCCGCUCCGAGACUA
Messenger RNA from Rhodofomes roseus, 1021 nucleotides. RefSeq names its product ubiquitin-conjugating enzyme/RWD-like protein. The record is from RefSeq and is a predicted model, not a curated record. Bases 55 to 834 code for a protein of 259 amino acids. Gene Ontology annotation, molecular function: ubiquitin conjugating enzyme activity. Gene Ontology annotation, biological process: ubiquitin-dependent protein catabolic process; protein polyubiquitination. The transcript is spliced from 5 exons. Gene Ontology annotation, cellular component: nucleus. Lineage: Eukaryota; Fungi; Basidiomycota; Agaricomycetes; Polyporales; Fomitopsidaceae.